Molecule: messenger RNA, 735 nt
Organism: Camponotus floridanus (Florida carpenter ant)
Lineage: Eukaryota; Metazoa; Arthropoda; Insecta; Hymenoptera; Formicidae
Gene: Rfk
Product: riboflavin kinase
Exons: 4
Coding region: 194-649 (151 amino acids)
Biological process (GO): FMN biosynthetic process; riboflavin biosynthetic process
Cellular component (GO): mitochondrion
Molecular function (GO): riboflavin kinase activity
Source: RefSeq, a predicted model, not a curated record
CACUUGUUAAGAUUGAUCAUGAUAUACGUUUGCAAAUAUCCAGUAUUGGAUAACACAACGUGCUGAUAUGUCAUAUAUCCUAUGAGGAUAUGCCACGUCAUAUGUUAUAUUAUUAAUUAUCGUUAGUUUAUCUCAACAACUUUUUCAGAUUUAUUUGCGGAAUAACACCGAUAGUGCGAAAUAAAAGAAAGUUAUGGGCGGCAAGGCAUUACCAUACUUUAUAUCAGGAACUGUCAUCAAGGGCUUCGGUAGAGGCUCUAAAGCGCUUGGCAUUCCGACAGCUAAUUUCUCAGAAUCUGUAGUCAACGAUUUGCCGGAAGAUUUAAAUACUGGAAUUUAUUAUGGCUGGGCUUCCUUGCAUGGGCAAGUUUAUAAAAUGGUCACCAGUAUAGGAUGGAAUCCUUAUUACAAGAAUGAGAAAAAGUCAAUGGAAGUUCAUCUGUUACAUAAAUUCCAUGAUGACUUUUAUGGCAAACAGAUCAAAGUAAUAAUUACUGGAUAUAUACGGCCAGAAAGAGAUUUCUCUUCUUUAGAGGAACUCGUCAGAGAGAUAAAAAAUGAUAUUACAAUAGCAGAACAGAAAUUAGAAGACCCUAUUGUAAAUAAAUUAAAAAACGAUGACUUUUUAAUUAAUGAAGCAAAUGAUUGAUGAUUAUGGAAAAUGCCAUCUUUAUCUGCUAAAUAAUUAUAAUUAUUAUUUUUAAUUCCACUUUUAUCACAAAAUACUUAUAUGUA